CUCCUCUGUUUGUCGUUUGUCUUUCCUUUUCGGAGUACCUUUUCCAAGCCACGCUUCCCCGGCGAAAUCUCCAACUGUCCCCAGAGCCAUGCCGAGUCUAUAAAGGGAAGAAGAAGUGGCCACUUUACCAGUGUCCAACCCAAGGGGCAUAGUCUUUUGAAAAAGAGCCGCACUUUUUUAUAUUCUCACCCAACAAGAAGACUGGUGGGUAGUUGAUUAAAUGACAGUUAGCUAGGAGGGAGAGGAGGGGAGAAAGAGUUCACUUAGAAUUCUAAGACCCAUCUCCAUUUCUCAUCCUUCCUCCCAUCACUUCAGAGAUGUUGGGUGGUUCCUCUGCUAGAGGGGGAUUCUUGAAGGAGUUUCUGAUCAUCUCGGGCCUCUUCGUGGUGCAAGUUCUCUUUGGGGUCUACACGGUUGUCUUGAAUCGGAUUCUUGGGGAGGGACUCGAUCCUUUGCUUCUCAUCGUGUUUGGGAACUUGAGCACUGCCAUCAUCCUUCUUCCCUUUGCGGUCAUUUUUGAGAAGAAGAAAUGGCCUACAAAGUUGAGUCCUACUUCCAUGGUUCAGUUUGUGGUGCUCGCCCUUGGAGGAGUUACCAUGUAUCAAGGUCUGCUCUUUUUGGGAAUAAAGAAAACAUCACCUGCCAUUGCCUCUGCUAUGCCAAACCUCGCCCCUGGCUUCAUCUUCAUCAUUGCAGCUUGCGUCAGGUUUGAAAAAUUUGAUAUAAGGUGCAAAUACAGUGGAAUCAAGAUCUUGGGAACCUUGGUGUGCUUGAGUGGAGCCAUAGUCAUGAGCUGCUUACAGAGCCCUUCGACCUCGCCCAUGCUGACAUCUAACAAGUUAUCCCUCCUAGGUAACAAGGAAUGGAUGUUGGGAUGCUUCUAUCUCCUUUCAGCAGUUGUCAUCCUCUCUUGCAACACAGUUUUGCAGGCAGCAACAAUGGUCAGCUUUCCAGCACCAUUAACAUUGUGUGUUAUAACUGCCACGAUGGGCUCCAUUCUUACUGCAAUGCUGCAAUUCAUAGUAGAAGGCAAGAUAGAUGCUGGAUCUUCUACGAUUAAUGUCGCAAGCAUCAUCGCCUUUGUGAUUGGGGGAGCAGUGGUGAUAGGCGCAUGUAUUGCAUUCCAAACAUGGUGUGUCAAUAGAAAGGGUCCAGUCCUGGUGGCCAUCUUCAGCCCCAUCCAAACGGUCUGCUCUGCAAUCCUUUCUGCUGUACUUUUGAGACAAGUUAUCAGUUUGGGAAGCUUAGCAGGAAUAGUUCUAAUGUUUUCUGGCCUUUACAUGGUCUUAUGGGCAAAGAACAAUGAAGGUUUGAGUUUAGUUGAUGCUGGCGACGACUCCACACAGCCCCCCGGUGACAUCGAGAAGCCCCUACUGUCUUAAGUUUUUCCCGAAUUAUUUUAUGAGCGGGACUUAAGAUAAAAGUGCAUAAGUAGCCUUUAAAAGGAGAUAUCAGCUAGCCGUAAGGAUCAUGUACUACUCCUAUGUGUUGAUAUGUAAAGAAGCAAAUCUCUGAGUUAAGGAUGUUGUCAUGACAACUAUAAAACUAAAUUUCUAAAGGAAAAUGUAAAGCUAAUGGUAAUGGAACUUCAAAAUACUUGUUAAUCAGGUAUAUUUAUAGGAAGGAUAAUAGUACGACUGAUUGGAUGACUUCAUAUGUGUGGUU
This is a messenger RNA of Elaeis guineensis (African oil palm), 1665 nucleotides long. RefSeq names its product WAT1-related protein At5g47470. Lineage: Eukaryota; Viridiplantae; Streptophyta; Magnoliopsida; Arecales; Arecaceae. The record is from RefSeq and is a predicted model, not a curated record. Gene Ontology annotation, molecular function: transmembrane transporter activity. Gene Ontology annotation, cellular component: membrane.